This is a messenger RNA of Eublepharis macularius, 2311 nucleotides long. RefSeq names its product thromboxane A synthase 1 (gene TBXAS1). The coding region runs from base 184 to 1782 and encodes 532 amino acids. Gene Ontology annotation, molecular function: steroid hydroxylase activity; oxidoreductase activity, acting on paired donors, with incorporation or reduction of molecular oxygen; heme binding. The transcript is spliced from 14 exons. NCBI's taxonomy places the organism in Eukaryota, Metazoa, Chordata, Lepidosauria, Squamata, Eublepharidae. The record is from RefSeq and is a predicted model, not a curated record.
CUCCUUUUGAGCAUACAAGCAAUCCAGUAGCUAUCUGAGUAGCAGCCAAGCAGGAACUUAUGGACAAAGCAUGUUAGAGCUUUAAGAUCCUCAUCUGUGUUAGCCGGUGGAAGCCUUUCAUCUCCCAACCAAAGAGACUUCUCUUUUGACCCCUCUACCAGUCAACUACAGCAGUCAAAGAAAAUGAGUCUUCUGGAUGUUUUGAGGUUUAGCUUUGUAGAAAUGAAUGGUACAGCAGCCACAGUGACCUUCUUUGUGAUCCUCUUGAUUCUACUGUGUUGGUAUUCUACCUCUGCAUUUUCCAAGCUAGAAAAGGUGGGCAUUCGUCAUCCUCCACCUCUGCCUUUCAUUGGAAACCUGUUAUUCUUUCGUGAGGGCUUUUGGGAAAACCACAACAAACUGAUAAAUGAGUAUGGACCUGCCUGUGGGUACUAUAUUGGCCGUCGUGCAUAUAUGGUGGUUUCUGAGCCAGAUAUGAUUGAGCGUAUCUUAGUGGAAGACUUCAGAAACUUCACUAACAGAAUGGUUCCAGCUGUACUGUCUAAGCCAUUUGCAGACAGCCUUCUUAGCCUGCGCGAUGAGAGAUGGAAAGAGGUUCGAAGCCUGUUGACCCCAGCCUUCAGUGCUGCAAAGAUGAAAGAGAUGACUCCGCUAAUCAACCAGGCAUGUGACAUCCUGCUGAGUCACUUAGAGGUCUAUGCAGAUUCCAGCACCUCUUUUGACAUUCAAAGGAAUUAUGCCUCCUUCACCCUGGACGUUGUUGCUAGUGUGGCUUGUGGUAUCCCUGUGGAUUCCCAGAAGAACCCUAAUGACAACUUUGUUAAGAACAGCAGAAGAUUGUUUGAACUUUCAAUGUUUAAGCCCCUUUUAAUUCUAACCAUUGCCUUUCCAUUCAUAAUGAUUCCCCUGAUCCGGAUUUUUCCAAAUAAGAAGCAAAAUGAGGUGAAUGGAUUUUUUAUCAGUGCCAUUAAGAAUAUGAUUGCCUUGAGAGACCAGCAAGACGCAAAGGAGAGACGCAGGGACUUCCUCCAGCUGAUGCUUGAUGCCCGAUUCCCUGCCAAUGAUGCCAGCGUGGAACAUUUUGACAACAACAGCCAAGGUCUGGAGGAAAACAAGACAGCUACUAACAAAGGGCUCCUGAAGAAGCAGCCUAAAAUGUUGACUGAUGAUGAGAUAGUUGGCCAGGCCUUCUUGUUCCUGAUCGCUGGCUAUGAAACCACCAACAGUACCCUCUCUUUUGCCACAUACCUCCUAGCCACCAAUCCUGAGUGCCAAGAGAAGUUGCUGUGCGAGGUAGAUGAAUUCUUUGCAAAACAUGAUGCUCCUGACUACCAAAAAAUGCAUGAACUCCUCUACCUGGAUAUGGUCAUAGCAGAGACUCUACGCAUGUAUCCACCUGCGUUCAGGUUCACCCGUGAAACAUCCAAAGACUGUGUAAUUUUGAGACAACGUAUACCAGCUGGUUUCAUAAUAGAAAUUGCUGCUGGGAAUCUCCAUUAUAAUCCAAAGAUCUGGCCAGAACCUGAGAAGUUUAUUCCGGAGAGGUUUACAGCAGAGGCCAAGCAGCAGCGCCACCCCUUCUCCUAUCUUCCCUUUGGGGCAGGCCCUCGUGGUUGCAUUGGCACGAAGCUGGCUGUGAUGGAGAUCAAAAUAACACUGCUAAGAAUCUUGCAGAAGUUUAGAUUUCAAACCUGCCCCGAGACCCAGAUUCCUUUGCAGCUGAAAUCUCAAGCGACACUGGGACCAAAGAAUGGCGUCUACAUUAAGAUAGCUUCUCGAUAAAGCAGAAUCCGGUUUCUAUGCAUCUUCCAAGGGGAGGACAGCUUGCUGGGUGAUGCAUGGCUUCUGUAUUGUGAAAUCACACUGGGGCAUCCUUUCCUUUUUUACAUAUGCCUUGAUAAGGAUCAACUGUGUGUUAAAUGAUGUUUAGGGUACAAGUAUAUUUGAAUGCACCAUUUCAAAAAAAUCUAGGAAGUGUUGCUGCUUCGAGAUGGGUUGGUGUGUCUUCAGGAUGCUAGCUGGAAAGGGAAAUGCAAGGGAGCUAUAAUUCUUUUUUCUCUUCUGCUGGAACUUGGAUGUUAGACUGUGAGAUCCAUGUGCCUAGAUAGUUUCCGUGGGUGCUUACCCCUUGAACAUAUGUAGCUUCUGACUUGUCCUUCUGUAGCAAUGUCACCUCAUUCUCUAUCAGAGCCACAACAUUUCGUGCCUUAUUACAAAAUAAAUAGCUUUGGAUCUUUGUAGAAAAUAAAGUACGUGAAAAAUGUUAUCUAUUUUUCUUUGGAGUUUCAGUCAAAUUAGUGGGAACUCUGCA